Messenger RNA from Coccidioides posadasii C735 delta SOWgp, 2082 nucleotides. NCBI's taxonomy places the organism in Eukaryota, Fungi, Ascomycota, Eurotiomycetes, Onygenales, Onygenaceae. The record is from RefSeq and is a predicted model, not a curated record.
AUGGCUUCAUACCCUGAACCCCAAGAUACCAAUGGCCUCCAGAUGGAUUUUGAGCCAUACUGGUCCGGGAACUGGCUUGAUGCCCCCAUGGACGUAUUGACAACAGAUUUGGCCCCCCUUGGGUUUUCGGAGGAUUCGGCUCGCCAUUCCUUGCAAGCUCCACCCAGUACUAACUAUGCCACAUAUGAGCCAGGCGAUUUAUCGGUCAUGGGAAAUACUCCCAUGAACGAACUUGAAGCAAUCUUCGCCGAUCAACAAUACCGCUUAGAUGGAGAUGCCGAUGCGGCAUCGCAUGAGCACAGACUACCAAUUCCUUUCGAUGCGACCGAAGCCCCAUUAUCUGAUUUACCGGCGGUCGCCAAUGACGGCCUGGCCUCCAGCUCUCAGUUCAUGAACGACCGUUUUGAAUCGCCCAGCGAGGCGGCGUGGAAUUCCCACAAGCCGCAGAUAAAAGAGCUGUACAUUGGAGAACUCAAGUCCCUUGAAGAAACUAUGAAAUACAUGGCUGAAGUUCACAACUUUCGUCCAUCAAAGAAGAUGUACAAGGAAAAGUUCAGAGAGUGGGGAUGGUAUAAGAAUCUUCCAAAGGAAAUGGCGUUAUGGAUGUUCCAGAAAUACAAACAGCGAAUGCGGGAUAUAGGACUAGAUACGCAGUUUACGCUAGGAGAGCGGGUGUGGUCGUCAGGCCAAAUAUCAAAACGCGUUCAACGAUCUGGCAAUCCGCGACAUGAGAUAGUUACUCAUGUUCAGCGGACAGAUAUGACGACGCCAAUUGGUAUUACUUACUGCACUCCACAUAGCACAGUAUCGCCCCGCGACCGGACUCCAAUUUCCUGUAGCGGAGCCGUAUCCCGUCAUGGUUCGAUGAACCCACCAUCGGACCUCCAGGAUGCAAGACAAACUCCAUUCGAGACGCCACAGACAACUCGAAUGCACCCCCUUGCAACCCGAUGGCAGAACCACACACGAACAGAUAUUGAAACGCUGCGUAGUUCAGGAGACGAACUUGCUCGCCAAGGCGAAUACAGAGCCGCUGAAAGAAAAUAUCGAGACGCUUUGGCGGGACUAGAGAACUUGCUCCCACUAGCCCACGAUGAUACAAAUGCCAUGGCCUAUCAACUUGCCGCGUUUUAUGCCCAACAGUGUCGAAUGCGAGAUGCUGACAGCGUUCUCAGUAGAGUGGGUGAGCAACAUAUCAACCGUUGGGGGAUGAAUCACAUCAAGACAAUGACACAUAUCCAGCGCGUUGCCGAUUUAUAUCACAGCUGGAAUCGUGAUAGAGAUGCAGUUGCAUUCCUGCAGCGAGCAUUUGAGUGGUAUGAUUUUGUUGUUCAAAAUCAAAAUUCAGCCGCGGCCCGCACGUAUAACUUUAACUUUAUGCAUAAUGGUCAUCCGACGGCGGGCACUAAUAUGGCCAAUCCUCUGCGAAUUCCGUCGGUAGAGCAUGAUGAGGAAACUGUGAGUAGUUUGCCGAUGUCCAACCAAGACUCAGACUACUGUACUUCUACCGAUGUUUUCAAAACCGAAGAAGGAGAAGCUCCGUCGAUUCUUGACCUAAUCGAACGAUGUGAAAAAUAUCCACUUGAACUGGGCUCCGAGACGCUCCAGGCCCACCGGACAGUGAUAGACUAUUGCCGUGCGCAGAAGAAUGAAGAAGGGCUCGCAGCAGCCCUUAUACGAUCAGAAGCUGCCUUCUGGAAAAUAUUCGAGCACGCGCACGAGCAUAUAACCAUGUAUGUCCUGCAGAGUGCAAUCCAACUGGCAAAAGCCCACCUGAUAUCUGGCCGGCACGAAGUCGCAGAAGAUUUAUUCCUUAAAAUCGAGUCCGAAGCUAGAGAUAUUCUGCGACGAGAUCAUCAAGCCAUGAUCCGCAUUCUGGUUGACAUUGGUAUUAUUUAUCAGGACCAGAAUAGCUGGACUGAUGCAGGCCCCCGUUUCGAGCAUGCCCUUGCUAUUUCCCUCGUGGAGAAUGGAAUCGACAGCAAAGAGACAGAGAUGCUCGAGGCGGCUCUCGAUCGUAGGCACUUUGAAUCUUCAAGUCUGAAUUAUUUUCAAAUAUCAAUAGCUCUCGCCCAUCGGUGA